Magnusiomyces paraingens is the source of this 1068-nucleotide messenger RNA. RefSeq lists its product as uncharacterized. The transcript has 2 exons. Gene Ontology annotation, molecular function: nucleic acid binding; zinc ion binding. NCBI's taxonomy places the organism in Eukaryota, Fungi, Ascomycota, Dipodascomycetes, Dipodascales, Dipodascaceae. Bases 1 to 1068 code for a protein of 355 amino acids. The record is from RefSeq and is a predicted model, not a curated record.
AUGUCAUCUCUUAUGAAACUCUAUGCUGGCAAUAUUGAUGUUGGUCCAAAGUUUGUUUCUUCUGUUCGCUCUUAUGUUGCUACGUGGCGUUCCAUCUACCAAUCAUUGUCGCCUGAUUCGGUUGUGGCCUUCAACGCUUUGGCUUCAAUGGGUCCCAAUUGUGAGCGCUUCAUCCAAUUGUCAACCAUAGUUUCCCACCCAAACUCACGUGCAUUAUCAACUGCACUAGUCUGCGACAACAUUGCAUGCUCAACACAGUACGCCUUGGAGCACCGCUUUGAUAGUAACAACAAUACUGACAACCUUGAUAUCAACAACUUCAUCCGGAACACUGAUAAAUGGGCCAAGUUGUUGAAGAUUACUGGACCCCCUGCUACUCUUUCGACUGAAGCGUUCGUUGCUUCAUCAAAGAAGUACAAUAACAAAUCUAAGGGUGAUGGUAUCAAAUGUUUUCGUUGUAAGAGGCGUGGUCAUACUUCCAACAAUUGUCAUGUCUCUUGGGAAGAGGUUCAGGCUGCUCGCCAAGAUAAUAAGGAUGACAAGGAAUCUAAAGAGGCUAAAACCUCAAGAGGUUGGUUUGCUGAGACUAUUGACGAAUUUUCUGAGAUAGUUGAUGAUGAUCCAUUUGUGAGUUCCGCUUUUGUGUCCGAGACAUCUGUUGUUUCUGAAAAGUUUGGUAACAGUUGCUCCGAGUCGUUUGAUGAUUUGGAAUCCGAACUUUUUGAUUCUUCUGAGCCGUGUGUCGGCGAUGAAGAUUGUUUUGUUGGUCAAGUUUCUGAGUAUUGUUCAAACUCAGGACUUGAUAUUGAUUCAGUUGGUAAACCGUUUGUUAGUUCCACUGAUGAUUCUUGUUUUAAUUCUGAACCGUAUGUCGGUUCUACUGUUGUUUGUUUGGAGUCUGAACCGUGUGUCAGUUCAGCUCCUAUUUGUUUUGAUUCUGAAUCGUUGGUCGAUUCGGAUGUUGUUCCUUUUGAUUCUGAACCGUUGGUCGGUUCUUCUUUUAUUUCUUGUUCUGAUUCUAAACCGUUGGUCGGUUCUGAUGAUGAUAUUGUCUUUACCUUCUUUUGA